This is a messenger RNA of Penicillium brevicompactum, 1641 nucleotides long. Its product is annotated as MFS transporter. Gene Ontology annotation, biological process: transmembrane transport. Gene Ontology annotation, molecular function: transmembrane transporter activity. The record is from RefSeq and is a predicted model, not a curated record. The transcript has a single exon. Bases 1 to 1641 code for a protein of 546 amino acids. NCBI's taxonomy places the organism in Eukaryota, Fungi, Ascomycota, Eurotiomycetes, Eurotiales, Aspergillaceae.
AUGAAGGCCAAUAAGAACCCCCAGCCGGUCUCGGCUUCUCACAAUGAGAAUGUCCCUUCAGAAGACAGUGUCCCAACACAACAACGCACCAACAAGGGCCUCAUCGUCGGAGGAAAGUUCCGUAAUGCACUUUCAGAUGAACAAUCCCAAGAAUACGAUAGCAGCCUCCUGCAAGAAGUCGACGUCGAUCUCCCUCUGACCGCCACGAAACCCAAGGAACACAAUGGCCAGCAAUUUAUUGUCCUCGAGUUCGUCGAAGGAGAUAAGGAAAACCCCUUUAACUGGAGUGGAGGCAGAAAGGCAUUCAUUGCAACCCAGCUUUGCAUGAUGACCCUCUUCAUCGGUCUCGCUACAACUGCAUACAGUUCCGGUAUCAGCAAGAUGGUCACAGAACUUCACACCUCCACCGAAAUCGGCCAGCUCGGUCUGUUCUGCUUCAACUUCACCUGUGCUCUGGCUCCUCUUUUCCUUGCUCCAUUCUGUGAGUUGGCCGGUCGCCGUGUUAUCUAUGUCGGUGCCUACAUCUGCUUCUGCUUGAUGUUCAUCGGUCUUGCUCUCGGUAAGAACAUCGCCACCAUCCUCGUGUGCCGUUCCCUUCUCGGUCUGUUCGGUUGUGUCGGUACUAUCCUCGUCGGUGGUACUUUCGGCGAUAUGUACACCCCUGAGCACCGUGCCAUCCCCAUGGCUUGCUUCUCCUUCAUCGCCAUUCUCGGCACAGUCGGUGCCCCCAUCUACGCCGGAUUCAUCGACCAGGCUCUUGGCUGGCGCUGGCUCGAGGGUAUCCAGGGUCUGGCCAACAUUCCCCUGGGUAUUGUCAUUGCCUUCUGCCUUCCCGAGACCCGUGGCAGUGUCUGCCUUUCCAAGCGUGCGAAGAAGAUCCGCCAGGCUACCGGCGACGAGCGCUUUGUUACCCACAACGAUAUCGAGGCUCCCGGUAUCAAGCACAUGCUCCACAACUCCUCCGUCAAGGCUGUUAAGAUGCUCUUCACCGAGCCCGUCGUCUUCGCCUUCGGUCUCUGGAUUUCCUUCGCCUGGUUCCUGACCUUCCUUUUCCUGUCCGUGAUCCCCAUCACUUUCCAGGAGAAGCGCGGCUGGAACGAAGGUGUCUCCGGUCUCCCCUACAUCUCCCUCUGCCUCGGUACCACCAUCGGUUUCGGCUUGAACUUCCUCCAGAUUCGCAAGUACAAGUCCCUCACCCAUGAUCCCGGCCACGAGGUCUCUCCCGAGGCCCGUCUCUACGGAGCCCUCUUCGGAGCCGUCUGGCUGCCCAUUGGUCUGUUCAUCUACAGCUUCACCCAAUACAAGGGCCUCCACUGGAUUGGACCUGUCAUCGGUCUCGCCUUGAUCACCAUCGGUAUCUUCUUCAUCUUCGAGUCCUGCUACAGUUACACCUCCGACUGCUACGGCGAACACUCUUCCUCCGCCAUUGCCGGUCAGGGUUUCAUGCGUAACACCCUCGGUGCCGUGUCACCCUUGUUCGCCUCCCAGUUCUUCCACAACCUGGGCAGUCAGUACGCAGGAUUGUUGCUGGCUUUGAUCGCAACUCUUUUGACCUUUAUUCCCUUCGUCUUGUACAAAUACGGUCCUGCGCUGCGCGCACGGUCCAGACUCGCCAGUGCCACCGUCAAUGGCACGGAGUAA